CGUUAGAUAGAUUAAACACUGAGUCCCCAAUUUCAAAUUUGGAAGUUUGUGCUAUGAGAAUUGCUCACUAUGCUGAAUUUUUUUCUAAUAUUUCUGCCUGUAAAUGUUAUCAAGGUAAAGGCUAUGGAUAUUACUGUGGCUACGAAUUAGGCUGUGGCGGUGAUUCUCUCUGGUAUUGUCCAGGUUAUGGUGCUACAGCCAGAUAUGUUGGCUACUGUGAUUAUUGUUGUAAUCCUCCUGGCGAAAAUAGUUAUUGUUGCUAG
Scutellospora calospora is the source of this 263-nucleotide messenger RNA. NCBI's taxonomy places the organism in Eukaryota, Fungi, Glomeromycota, Glomeromycetes, Diversisporales, Gigasporaceae. The record is from the annotation of a GenBank genome assembly.